AUGAACCUAGCAAUUAGCCGCGAAGGCGUUGGCGAGUCAGGCUGGGUGAUCCAGUGCCAACUGAGAAUUUAUCUUUGGCUUGGCAUGAUCAAGGACUUUCGCACCUACAAAAGCGGCCUCCCCGAGGGCUUUGAUGUCGAUUGCUUCAAGAAGAAUCGGCCGCCCGAUGAACUCCUCUACAGAGGUGAGCGAGGUCCAAUCUCACUUGUCAAGUCAGCUGGUACCGAAUUUAAUUUUAGUCUAUAUUUAGUCUUAUUUUUCGUUUCACCUUAA
This is a messenger RNA of Protopolystoma xenopodis, 273 nucleotides long. NCBI's taxonomy places the organism in Eukaryota, Metazoa, Platyhelminthes, Monogenea, Polystomatidea, Polystomatidae. The record is from the annotation of a GenBank genome assembly.